Messenger RNA from Limulus polyphemus (Atlantic horseshoe crab), 2590 nucleotides. Its product is annotated as transcription cofactor vestigial-like protein 2. The coding region runs from base 18 to 1214 and encodes 398 amino acids. The record is from RefSeq and is a predicted model, not a curated record. Lineage: Eukaryota; Metazoa; Arthropoda; Merostomata; Xiphosura; Limulidae. The transcript is spliced from 5 exons. Gene Ontology annotation, biological process: regulation of transcription by RNA polymerase II. Gene Ontology annotation, cellular component: nucleus.
CCUUGUCUGCAUCACUGAUGGAGACAGGCGUGCAUCACGAGUCCCGCCCCCUGGGGGUGAACCUGGGGUACAUCGAUCAAGUUGGGAGCAGGGUAAAAGUGAAGAAGAAGACAGUAGGAGAAAACUUCGCGUCCGCAGAUAGCGUUUGCACAAUGAGUUGCAUAGACGUAAUGUACCAGCCUUACACACCUUACUUCCCAUACCCCCAGCGACCUGCCCCUGCAGCAGCGGCUGGAGCGGCUCCAACACCUGGGCCCACUACCCCUAUGUUGGGUGCUGGACCUUUUGCUAUGACUGGACCGGCACCCCCACCGGCUCAUCCGAUGGCCGAGCAAAAGAAAUUCCUCCAGCAUAAAAUGCUUGAGCCAAUAGAGCAUCCCAGUUCAGAUUAUCAUAGAAACAGAGGCAUUGACUGUUCAACACACUCUCCGGUCGUGUCCGUGACGUGCACAACAACCGCUAAAGACGACGACAAAACCGUUGAAGACCUUCCUCAAAGUGCAGCUGACGCCCAUUAUAUCUCCGCUAACUGUGUUCUCCUUACCUAUUUCAAUGGGGACACGUCAGCCGCAGUUGACGAGCAUUUUUCCAGAGCCUUAAGCCAACCAAGUAGUUACGGACCAGACUCCGGGCUGAAGACGUUAGCACUUAAAGACGGUCCACCGAUGUCUCAACGUAACUUUCCACCUUCCUUUUGGAACAGCAACUACCAACCACCACAUCCAAUACCGGCACCUGCAACUAUGACUCCUGCUAAUCAUCACGAAUUUUCUUAUGCCACAGAUCCUUACCAUUCGGGGGCGCUUCACCCAGGUAUUCACCAAAACGACCCUUGGCACUAUACUUUGUCUUCACAUGCACAAGCGGCUAAUCCUUACUCUCACCGACCGAUGCACGAACUGGCUUAUUCUGGGAUGUCUUCAGUUCCCACAGGUAACAUGUUUAAUCAAUAUGGAUCACUUCUACUUCAGCCUUCAAUGAGGUCCUCUCGACUGACCCAUGGGUCAACACCUUGCGCUAGUCUGGAUAAACCAACUGACACUUGGGGCACGCCGAGGUACCACGAACCGCUCACUCAUAAUCUUGGACACAUGGAAUCAAACUACAGCGCCACCUAUGGUACUAUGGGAACAAUGCCAGAUCCUGGGAACGGCGGCUACAUGUAUGAACUGUACAAGUUACAAGCAAUGCACGCGCCUCGUUCGUACCGUUGAGACGUGCACGUGAUGGCAACCUACACAGUUUCGAAAGCCAAAUACAGGAGGCCGGUAAGGACCUCUACUGGUUUUAGCUCCCUCUAACUUUCCCAGAAGAUGAAACUUUUCUUCCAUUAACGCAUGUUAAUGCAUACCUGACCCACAAGGCUUGAGGUCAAAGGAUGUCAGAUGUUGGUUCGAUACUGCUUCCAGAAACCAAGGACCAAUAUCCCUUCUUGUGGAAGCCAUUUGGUGAUGAUGUUGUACAUAAUAAUCUGAAGAGUUAAAUAGUACCUUGUUACACUAGUAGGAAGUAUUACGAGCCCUGAAACAUCCCCUGAAGGAGCGAACAGUCUGUAGGCAUUUGUUACGAAGGUAACUUUAUAACUGACUAGUCGCUUGUAAAUAUGCAAUUCGAAGUUUUCCGUAUUCUUACGGGCUACUGAUGAGUUUACGAACGAAUCUGCGAUCCCGAACUUUGCUAUUAAGUUCGAUCAAUCUAUCAAAUUCAGACUGUGUGUAAUCAGUACAUGAUAAUUAUAUGUUUUGUUGAUUUGUUUUGUUGUACCCUGCUAGUGCUAGUAAAUCGUAAGUCCGAGCUAUGCAGGGUCUUGCUGUACAGAACUGAUAAAACAUAGUUGUAAUGUAAAUGUAUUUAUUCAUAUAGCCCAUAGAUAAAGCAAAUUCACAUGUGCAUGCAAUGCACACAGUAGGAACAAAAUUAGCCGUUUAAUUGCAAGUGUCGUAUAAGUAGGCUUAGAGACGUGGCUCAUUCUGGGUCGAUUUCUCUUCUGAAUUUCUCAAAACAGAAUCUUUACUGAGAAAUAAAAAUGAUGCUGUUUCCAUACAAACUAAUUUCUGGCCUCUGUAUCAUGUGUUAGUCUUUCCAGAUGAACAGAUCUGGUUGUGCGACCAAAAUUAAAGACUGAAGUUGUCAGCGGUGCUGCGGAUGAGUGCUGUGCAAGAAAUGAUUGAUAUAACGAGCAUGACAUGAGCAGUAAAGGUCUGUUUCUCAAGCAGCUCACAUAUGGACGCCGUAAAGUAAAAGAUGAUCGUGGCUUCCGUUUUCCAAUGAGGAGGGCCUCUACGCCGGCUAAGGAUCCCAAAAGUCAUAAACAACGACCCAUGGUUUCAUGAUCACCUCAUCGGAACGGUCGCGUUUUCUUCUCAGCAUAAAUUACUACUGUCUAGAAGAGAAUAAUUUGUCCAAAAAAAAAAGAAACCUAAAACCACAUAUUAACACAUUUUUCAUCAAAUUGUUUGAACUUCGACUAAGAUGUACCAAACCGUUUUGAAGUUCUAGUAUUGCAUUUGUGAAUCUCCGUAACAACAGUGCUGUCUUUUUUAGCAAAACCUGGAUAUUAUUAAGAGAAAACAUAAUGUAACUGAAGUAA